CUACUUGGUUCUUCUUGUUGUUUUCUGUAAUUAACAGUUUCAUUUUUUGAAAAAAUAUGUUGGGAGGAAAAAGUGGCUUUUCAUGAUCACAUUCGAGUUUGGACAAAGAAUGUUAAAUGUGUUGCUCAUUUCAUCCGAUGAGAUUCCUCCAGCAUGCGUCGUUUUCAAUUGGUUGGCGAGAAAGUGAAAGGAACUUUUCUAACCAUAGGAGCAUCUGCUAUAAUGACCCCAAAGAUAUUUUUAUUUUUCUUGAACAGUUUUUAUGUUUAUCUGGGAAGUGGGAACUGUAGCAUCAAAACAAAAGCUCUUACACAAAACUAUUAUACAGGAGGAGGAGGGAUGGAUUCAAAUGACUUAAUUAUAAUUUGCUUUUUGGAAGGAUUUAAAUUUUACUGACUUAUUUAGAAACAUACAUAAGAUGCUGAUUCAUUGAUUGUACUAGUGAUAUGAUAGUUGUAUGCUUCCUUUGUUGGGUGUCCUGCAUAAAAAGUAUAAGAAACUAUAUUCUGUUUAUAAAAAAUGAUAAUUGCAAACUUUGGUUAUGAUUUUGCAUGGAAGAGUUGUCUGUGAACCUUAAGAACACUGAAUACAAGGAUUGUAUUGUAUCUGCUUUUCUCUCUGGUAUAUCUUUGUUCUUUGUAGUCUUUAGCUUGUUACUGAUUUGAAUUACUACAAAUUAUUAUGCAGGAACAAGGGGAUACUCUUUGUAGCCAUUGACCAGAAUAGGCCUCUUUCAGAGCAAGGUCCUUUUGAUAUAGUGUUACAUAAGGUUAUAAUUCAAAGAGUGGCGCCAGGUUCUUGAGGAUUAUAGACAAUCACACCCAGAAGUUACUGUUCUGGAUCCUCCUGAUUGCAUACAACAUUUACGUAACCGUCAACACAUGCUUCAGGCUGUUGCUGAGAUGAACUUUUCUGAUUCUUAUGGGAAAGUUGGUGUUCCUCGGCAAUUAGUUAUCAAGAGAGACGCCUCAGCCAUCCCAGAGUUGGUCAACAGAGCUGGCCUGAAUUUACCUCUAGUUGCAAAGCCACUGGUUGCCGAUGGAAGUGCAAAGUCUCAUGAAUUAUCCCUUGCUUAUGAGCCAUACUCUCUUCAAAAACUUGAACCUCCUUUUGUUCUUCAGGAGUUUGUCAACCAUGGAGGUGUUCUCUUUAAAGUUUAUAUAGUUGGUGAUGCAAUAAAGGUUGUCAGACGGUUUUCAUUACCUGAUGUUUCCAAGUGGGAGCACUCCAAGGAUGCUGGCAUAUAUCGUUUUCCAAGGGUUUCUUGUGCUGCAGCUUCAGCAGAUGAUGCGGAUCUGGACCCCAUUGUUGGUGAGCUGCCUCCAAGACCCCUACUUGAGAAGCUGGCUACAGAACUCCGAUGGCGAUUGGGUCUUAGAUUAUUCAACUUGGAUAUGAUCCGCGAGUAUGGAACUAGAGAUCGGUUUUACGUCAUUGACAUAAACUACUUUCCUGGAUAUGGCAAAAUGCCAGAAUAUGAACACAUAUUUACAGACUUCUUGUUGAAGCUGGGGAAUGGGAAGUACAAGAAAAAAUCUGGCUAAGUGAUGAAAUUGACAUCAUAACUCAUAGGACAACUUCCGGAACGCUUAGCGUGGCGGGAACAUCAGCCGGUACAGAAAAACCGAUAUUCUUACUACUGAAAAGUAACAGAAGCUAUUGCAUUCAGCAUCAGUACAUAGCAGAGUGCUAAAUCCUGAAGUUUCUAGCUUAGCCUUGAUAAGAAAUAGGAGACUCUAGCUCUAAUUCUGCAACUCUUGAAGGAUCUGUCUCCGUGGAAAAAAUGGUGACUGGUGGUGGUGCCUCACCACCAAUGCUGAUGAUAAUAUGAAAGAGAGAGACGACCUUUCUUGUAGCACAAGUUAACAGGGUUUCAAGUGCACUACUGAUUGUUCUUUGCUGUAUAUACAUGUAGAUUCUUCACGUUAGCAACCUAAUCUUUGAUCUCAAGAAAUCAAAUUUAAUUAUUAUUGCUAUAUAUCUCGUUGUAAUUACCUCAGCUAAAUGGCUGAGCACAAUAGGCGUUCUCGCGUAAGUUAAUUAUAAUAAAUUCUCUCUCUCUCUCUC
Molecule: messenger RNA, 2067 nt
Organism: Arachis ipaensis
Lineage: Eukaryota; Viridiplantae; Streptophyta; Magnoliopsida; Fabales; Fabaceae
Source: RefSeq, a predicted model, not a curated record